This is a messenger RNA of Zootermopsis nevadensis, 2262 nucleotides long. Its product is annotated as lymphotoxin beta receptor inhibitor. Gene Ontology annotation, molecular function: calcium ion binding. The record is from RefSeq and is a predicted model, not a curated record. NCBI's taxonomy places the organism in Eukaryota, Metazoa, Arthropoda, Insecta, Blattodea, Termopsidae.
UAUUCAUGAUCCGUAGGUAGUUACGAAGGUGUUCUGUGGAUGUUUGUCUGUGAUUUAGACUGUCAUAUGUGGUCAGUUUCUCAAGUGUACACGUGGAUUGAAGUUGUUGGAAGGUGAACAGAUGGAAACAGUUGGGUAUAUGUGUAUUUGUUAGUACGAAUAUAUAUUUGCUUGACAAAAGAAUGUGUUUAAGGUGUUGGACGUUGAAAGGAACCAUUGUAACUUCAAUGAUGAAUGUUUUUAGUGUCUCAGUUCUGCUGUUAGUGAUAGUUGCUGUGAAUGGACAACAAAGAGUUGCACCUGGUGUUCCUCCACAACAGUAUACGGGACAGACUCAGGGUCAGCCUCAAGGAGUACAACAGCAUCAAGUCCCAGUCCAACAUCAAGUCCCAGUCCAGCAUCAAGUCCCAAUCCAGCAUCAACAAGCUCAGCAGAUUCCAGUUCAACAGCAACAACAAAUUCCUGUGCAACAAGUUCAUCAUGGACACCAACUACCACAGCAAGGACAGAUUCUCAACGCAGCCAAUAUCGCACAUGAAAAACAGCACAUCCAGGAGCACAUGGAAGUUCCUAUUGAUACAAGCAAGAUGUCAGAGCAAGAACUCCAGUUCCAUUACUUUAAAAUGCAUGAUGCUGACAAUAAUAACAAGCUGGAUGGCUGUGAACUCAUUAAAUCAUUGAUACAUUGGCAUGAACAGGGUCACCAUGAUGCUAAUAACCCUGCACCAACUGGAGAGAAAAUCUUCAAGGAUGAUGAACUGGUGCAACUUAUUGACCCUAUUCUCAACAUGGAUGAUGGAAACAAGGAUGGCUUCAUUGAUUACCCUGAAUUUGUGCAGGCUCAACAGAAAGCCGGAGGAGGCGGACGACGAACGUCGUGAAAACACUUUGCAGAUAGUAAUGUGGUAUAAAUUGGCCAUGAUGCCUGUGUUUUGGAUUCUUCUAUACCCACAUUUUAGGUUAAUCAGAAUUUUGGAAGACAUGAGUCCUUCUGCAACCAAAAGUAUGGUUCAGUAAUGAAUGUUACAUAUAAUAAAACUUUUAGAAUAUUGAACUAAAAGGACAUGUUUAUUUGCUGUGCAAAUGAUAUUUUGGCAAUAGUAACCUAUAAUAAUUCAUGUAUCCGUCCAGAUAGCCUUUCUAAGGCACUACCAGAUAAAAUUAAGGUUUUAAACUCCAUACACUAAAAUCUUAAAUUCGUGCCCAGAAAAGUUGAAAACUAGUAAAAUGCCUUUGGUUGAAAUCUCUUAGCAUUUUUCUUUGUAGUUCGGUUUUCCUGAAUGGUAUGCAAAAAAAUGGAAAAUGAACAAAAAUAGUUUUCAUCAGCCUAUUUUGGAAAGGUAUGUUAAUUGUUGAAUCUCCAGUUAUGUUGACAGGGUGUUUAAAAAUAUUCACAAGAAACAUCCUCUAAAUUGGGUAUGAGGUACAAUUACUAUAAAUGUUUAAAUUCUGCUGUUGUGUCUCUCAAAAAAAGAGUAGGAGUUUUCAAAAUGUUUGACAUUGUGAUUAUAAGAAAUCGAUAGAUUCAUGUUUCAUGUUUGUUUCACUCUGGGGAAGAAAAUGUUGGUAUAGAGUAACCAAAAGUGUCAGAAAUCUGAAACAUUAGAACAGUGGCAUUUUGUAUUGAUGGGAAUGACAGUAAAUAUGUUCUUUUAAAUCACUUUCUUCUGAGCACAUAUUUUUACAAGUAAAUAAGUAUAUUUGGUUUUAGAAAGGUAUUAUCUUCUGCCAGAUCCAGGAGCUUUCCUUUAGUGGAUAACAGUAGACAAUAACAUAUACACUCAAAAAGCCCAUUAGUAAUUACAGCAUGAGCAAGUUUGGCACUCUGAAUGUCAGGACUGGCAGAGCUCCACUGCAUGCUGUUUUAUGAAGCUUAAGUUUUCACGUAGUUCUCUUGUGGAAGCAGCUUGUUUGAUUUCAUUCUGCAUCAGAGAACAUUAAUAUUGCAUGCAAACUAUGACAUGAGUGUUAUCUUUUAAAUAUGUGUUGUAAGAAAGCAAUUUUAUUGAAAUUAAGAUCUUCUGUAUCUGAAUGCUUCCCGUAAAUAAAAUUGUCUCUCUAAGGCUCUAAGUAUCAAUAACGAAAACAAGGCCUUAACUUUUUUAUAAAUUAUAAUGUAUUUAUGUUACUUUAACAUGUUACCUAUAUGUGAUAAAUAUGUUACGUUCAUAGCACAAAAUCAAGCCAGUGUUUGUGAUGACCAUUAUCAGUAUCAGCUACAUAUAUUGGCUGAUGCUCUAAAUAAAUAUUGUUAUUUAGAAU